This is a messenger RNA of Necator americanus (New World hookworm), 255 nucleotides long. RefSeq lists its product as uncharacterized. The transcript is spliced from 4 exons. NCBI's taxonomy places the organism in Eukaryota, Metazoa, Nematoda, Chromadorea, Rhabditida, Ancylostomatidae. The coding region runs from base 1 to 255 and encodes 84 amino acids. The record is from RefSeq and is a predicted model, not a curated record.
AUGUUACCUUAUGCCCUCAUCACAUCAAAAAUCACUCACAUUCGAACUCUUCACCACUCUGGGCUUCGAUGUGGAGAGCUCGUUGACCUUCGCUUCGACUACCUCACGGUUUCAAGAGAUUCUCAUACAUCAAGGAAUCCAGACCGCGCAGCAGUUACUCCACCACACUGUUUCUCAUUUUUGCAAUGUGUUGACGCAAAUACAAUCUUUGGCCGUUAUCGUCUUAAAAGGAACAGUUCUUUAUUAUGUGGAUGA